AUGAGUGCGCAGGCGUAUUACGAGCUCUACCGUGGCAGCAGCAUCGGCCUGUCGCUGACGGACACCCUGGAUGACUUGAUCAACGAGGGGCGGAUAGAACCGCAGCUUGCCAUGAAAAUUCUGUCAAACUUCGACCGGGUUAUCACAGAAGUUCUAGCCGAGAAGGUCAAGGCAAAGUUGUCCUUCAAGGGCCAUCUGGAUACGUAUCGCUUCUGCGAUGAAGUCUGGACGUUCCUUGUCAAGGAUGUGACGUUCAAGCUGGAUAACCAAUCCACUGUCCAUGCGGACAAGAUUAAAAUCGUGAGCUGUAAUAGCAAGCGGCCUGGCGAGACCUAA
Molecule: messenger RNA, 336 nt
Organism: Ophidiomyces ophidiicola
Lineage: Eukaryota; Fungi; Ascomycota; Eurotiomycetes; Onygenales; Onygenaceae
Gene: toa2
Product: Transcription initiation factor IIA subunit 2
Exons: 3
Coding region: 1-336 (111 amino acids)
Biological process (GO): transcription initiation at RNA polymerase II promoter; RNA polymerase II preinitiation complex assembly
Cellular component (GO): transcription factor TFIIA complex
Molecular function (GO): TBP-class protein binding; RNA polymerase II general transcription initiation factor activity
Source: RefSeq, a predicted model, not a curated record